AAGCUUUAAUUUGUUACCCGAUAUCUGGUGCUGUCUGUUUGGUCUAUUAUCUAACUUCUACUGCUACUUUUUGGGUUUCUCUUGAGCUAUCUAGCUCGAUACUUGUUCUUGAUUUUGAUAUUGAUGUCUCCUUCCUACCAACAAUCGAAUUCAACACCACCAUUUUCCUCCUUCUGUAAAGUUGAAGUCUUUGUUUUCUAUCUGUCGAGUCUCUUCUCUCUCUAGAAUCAGGACUUGAUUAACUCUUAUCAACGAGACUUGGCUUGAGUCAGUCAGAAUUAAGAGAUCAUAUUUCGGUCUUAAACAUUUGUGCUUAUCCGCAUAAUAGUAUUCUUUAUUUACUUUGCAACUUCAAUGUCUCUUCGGAAACCCCCGCUUCCUAGGAUCCUCCUCAACAAUGUCUCUUGCAUGAGAAAUGCCCAACAAAUUUUGAGACAUGUGAAUGUCUCUGUUCAUGAUGGCGGAGCACUUGUGUUGACAGGCAGCAAUGGGUCAGGCAAGACUACCUUCCUGCGCAUGCUAGCAGGAUUUUCUCGGCCUUCUGCUGGUGAGAUCCUUUGGAAUGGUCAUGACAUCACACAAUCAGGGAUAUUCCAUCAGUACAAGCUUCAACUCAACUGGCUUUCUCUCAAAGAUGCCAUUAAAGAGAAGUUUACUGUCCUCGACAAUGUUCAAUGGUUUGAGGUCCUUGAAGGCAAGCAGGGCAAGUCCUUGCCAGCUUUGGAGCUCAUGGGGCUUGGAAGAUUGGCAAAAGAGAAGGCAAGAAUGUUGUCAAUGGGCCAGAGGAAAAGACUGCAGCUUGCAAGGUUGCUAGCUAUCGAUCGGCCAAUUUGGUUGCUAGACGAACCUUCUGUUGCAUUAGAUGAAGAAGGGGUAAGGCUGCUAGAGUAUAUCAUUGCCAAGCACAGAAAGAAAGGUGGGAUUGUGAUUGUGGCAACACAUUUACCCAUUCAGAUAGAGGAUGCCAUGAAUUUGAGAUUGCCACCGAGGUUCCCCAGACGGAUGACUUUGGUAGAUAUGCUCGAUCGUGCUGACAUAGCAUAACCAGUUGCAGAAACAUUUAGCCUAUGUUUGGAUAAAAAUUAGUUAAAGGA
Molecule: messenger RNA, 1094 nt
Organism: Rubroshorea leprosula
Lineage: Eukaryota; Viridiplantae; Streptophyta; Magnoliopsida; Malvales; Dipterocarpaceae
Source: the annotation of a GenBank genome assembly